Molecule: messenger RNA, 1617 nt
Organism: Blastocystis hominis
Lineage: Eukaryota; Bigyra; Opalinata; Blastocystidae
Exons: 1
Coding region: 1-1617 (538 amino acids)
Cellular component (GO): cytosol
Molecular function (GO): sulfite reductase (NADPH) activity; flavin adenine dinucleotide binding; FMN binding
Source: RefSeq, a predicted model, not a curated record
AUGAACGAUGUUGAUACAUCGGAUCUGAAGGAAUUGGAGAACGUGAUCUUUAUCACCUCGACAGCGGGUCAGGGUGAUUUUCCGCGCAAUGCGAAGGACUUCUACAAGGCCUUGGACGAACUCGCUCCUGGCUCGUUAUCUGGACUCAACUACUGUGUGUUUGGCUUGGGAGACCAUAGCUAUGUCCAUUUCAACCAAGCUGCGAAGAACCUAGAAGCCAAGCUGCAUUCUCUCGGAGGCGAAUGCCUUCUGCCUCUGGGACUGGGGGAUGACCGCGAUGAGGAGAAGUACGAAACAAAAUACUACGAAUGGCUUCCCUCGCUGUAUGAAAAACUGCAUGCCGAGAAAGUGGUAAAAGAUUUCCCGCCAACUCCGAAGUAUUCCGUCCAGCUCUCAAAAACCACGCAGGACAAACUCAAACCGUUCAAACCUCUUCGCAGCCAUUUGUUUCCUCUCCUCGAGGUGAGAAGAUUGACUCCUGAGGGCUAUGACCGAGACAUCCGCCAUUUCACGAUCGACCUCCAAGGUACCAAAGUAAAGUACAAUUGUGGCGACACGCUCGGCAUCUACCCCCAAAACCACAAAGAAGACGUUCUCCAACUCCUCCAUGAUCUCGAUCUCUCUCCGACCGACUUCAUCAAAAUCCAGAAAUCGGACCAAAUUCGGAGGACCUUUCUCCCCAGCACCACCACCGUCGAGACUCUCUUCACCGAGGUCCUCGACGUUUUCGGCCGUCCCACGCGCCGUUUCUACAGCCUCCUCAGCCGUUUCGCCACGAAUCCCGCGGAAAAAGCAGCCCUCGAGUCCAUGCUGACGGCCGCGGGAUCCCCGCUGGUGCAGUCGUUCCUCGCGGAAACGCUGACCUACGCGGAUAUUCUUCGGAAAUUCCCGUCGGCCAAGCCGGCAUUGCCGUUCCUGGUGGAGCUGAUUCCCACGAUGAAACCGCGGUUCUACAGCAUCGCGUCGUCGCCACUGAUGCACCCGCACACGCUCGAUCUGUGCGUGGUGGGCGUGAAUUGGAAAACGCCGUCGGGCGUGCAGCGCAGAGGCCAAUGCACUUCGUAUCUCCACGAUUUGAAAGCAGAUUCCCACACCACCAUACGCGGGGUCGUCACCCCGGGAACUAUGAAAAUGCCGCAGGAUUCGAAGGCUCCGGUGAUUAUGGCCGGGCUGGGAACAGGAAUAGCGCCAUUUAAGGCGAUCACGGAACAUCGCGUCGCGCAGGCAAGAUCGGGACUGCCGAUGGGAGACACGACGUUGUUUUAUGGCUGCAGAUAUAGAAAGGAGUUUGUUUACGGAGAUUUGUGGAAGAAGUAUCAUGAGGAGGGAGUUUUGACGCAUGUUAUUCCCGCGUUCUCGCGAGAGCAGAGUUACAAGAUUUAUGUGCAGGACAAGAUUCGGGAAAACAGCAAAUUGGUGACGGACUAUUUGAUGAACCAGGGCGGCUAUUUCUAUUAUUGCGGACUUGCCGGAAAGGCUCCCGCUGCAAUUCGUGCUGGUAUUAUCGAUGCGUUCAAGAAGGAGACUGGAAUGAGCGAGGACAAGGGCGAAGAGUAUUUGAAGCAGAUGGAAAAGGAGGGACGAUACAAUUUGGAGUGUUGGUUGGGUGUUUGUUGA